CGCGGUGGCUUGUGGCUCCUUCCUGGGCUGCUUCGUUCUUUCGCUCCGGCCUGUGGCGCCGUUAGGAUGGGCAAGUGUCGCGGUCUUCGUACUGCCAGGAAGCUCCGCAGUCACCGACGGGACCAGAAAUGGCAUGAUAAACAGUAUAAGAAAGCCCAUUUGGGUACAGCCCUCAAGGCCAACCCUUUUGGAGGUGCUUCCCAUGCCAAGGGGAUUGUGCUGGAGAAAGUAGGGGUUGAAGCCAAACAACCGAAUUCUGCCAUCAGAAAGUGUGUCAGGGUCCAACUAAUCAAGAAUGGCAAGAAGAUCACAGCCUUUGUACCCAACGAUGGUUGCUUGAACUUUAUUGAGGAAAACGAUGAAGUUCUGGUUGCUGGAUUUGGUCGAAAAGGUCAUGCUGUUGGUGACAUUCCUGGAGUCCGGUUUAAGGUUGUCAAAGUAGCCAAUGUCUCUCUCUUGGCUCUAUACAAAGGCAAGAAGGAAAGACCAAGAUCAUAAAUUUUGAUGGUGAAAACACAGUAGUAAUAAAUUUUCAUAUGAUAAAAA
Messenger RNA from Tupaia belangeri chinensis (Chinese tree shrew), 546 nucleotides. RefSeq names its product ribosomal protein S23 (gene RPS23). The transcript has 4 exons. The coding region runs from base 67 to 498 and encodes 143 amino acids. Gene Ontology annotation, cellular component: small ribosomal subunit; ribosome. Gene Ontology annotation, biological process: translation. Gene Ontology annotation, molecular function: structural constituent of ribosome. NCBI's taxonomy places the organism in Eukaryota, Metazoa, Chordata, Mammalia, Scandentia, Tupaiidae. The record is from RefSeq and is a predicted model, not a curated record.